UUGUAUUGUAUGUGUGGUUGAUGAGCAAUAGCUAUAGAACGAGUAGCGUUGUCCAAUGGUGAGGAAUUGAACCCUAGAAGUAGUCAAGUAGAAGCGUUGGUGUAUGAAAGAAAUUGGUGAAGAUGACUGCAACUGCAGCUGCAGUGGCCAUGUCUUUGGGGACAGUGUGUAACUGUUGCACUCACCCACUUCCAGUGACCGAAUUAUUUCCGUCUACGUGCAUUCGCAAUCCGAAUCGGAGUAGAAACUAUAAUAGGAGGCUCUUUAAUCAGAAAAGGUUUUGUAUCGAAGCUGCAAAUGCAAAUUCCAAUGCAAAUGCAAAUAGUUCCAGUGAAUCUGAUCCCGAGCUACGAUCAGUGCUUGAACUUGCUACCGAUUCGGAGUUGUAUGAGAUUGAAACAAUCCUUUUUGGCCCCAGCUACUUGAGUCCUUUGCUCAAAUCCAUCCCAUUCAAAAACACAAGUACCCUUGAUGACCUCGACCGUUCAAUGAUUGGAGUUGAUCUUCAACUACGCCAACGAUUUAUAGCGGCUCUAGAGUCCCGAUUCUUCUUCCUUGCCGCUGAUGCCCGCUCUACUUUAAGGGGUUGGAGACCAUCUUAUAGAAAUGUCUUACUUCAGCUAAGGAAAAAAUUGAAUAUUCCUUGCUCAACGCGAUUGUCAACUCACGACCUUGAACUAGAAAUUUUCCUCAACCUCCUGCACUACGACUCACCUGAAGAAUUAGGACACUACCCUGGCUUAUUGGAUGUAAGCAGUGCAUCUGAAGGUCAGGGCAGUCUACAACAUGGACUCAGUCAAUGGAAAGUGCAAUCAAAAUCUGGGAUGGAAGACUUUCGAUCAAUUAUUUUGAAGGGAGGUGGUGUAUUUACGUUGGCAAAGAUAUAUCAAUUGUUAGCAAGGAAAUUAUCUGGGAAAGUCCUUGUAGAAGCUGCUAACUACCAGGUUAAGAAAGAGUUAUUGAAGAAGGGUGGGCAGUUAGCUAUGAUUAAUCUUGAAUCCAGAGCAGCCUUGCUUGCAGCAAAACAGGGUUUCCUUGGUGCUGCAUCAAGAUUUCUUGGCUUUAGAAGCAUGAUCACAUUACUCGGACCUGUGCUUUGGGGAACAUUUUUGGCUGAUCUUGUCAUUCAAAUGCUUGGAACUGAUUAUGCUAGAAUCUUGCGAACAGUUUAUGCUUUGGCUCAGAUUCGGGUCAUCCGCACAUAUAGGCUGUCUUCUGAUGUUUCUGAUGAAUAGUUAAGGAGUUCAUCUCAUGGAUUUAGUAGUUGAGGAUUAUGUUGGAUUUUGAGCCAUUUUGAAGAUUUUGCAGGACUGUCAUGUUUAGGUAAACAAUUUAGAGCAAGACAAGUACCGCUCUUAAAUAUGUACAUAACUAGGUAUUGAUCUUUGUACAUAGUUUUUUGCUACCCAACUACAUCCUUCCUCUGAGAUUUAUUGACUUUUGUUAGAUAAUUGUAGAUGGACUAACAGAUUUUGUUGUGUAUGAUGCCAUAGCUUUUCUACUUGAAUUUGAACUUUAAGUUUAU
Abrus precatorius (Indian licorice) is the source of this 1525-nucleotide messenger RNA. RefSeq lists its product as uncharacterized. The record is from RefSeq and is a predicted model, not a curated record. Lineage: Eukaryota; Viridiplantae; Streptophyta; Magnoliopsida; Fabales; Fabaceae. Bases 123 to 1235 code for a protein of 370 amino acids. The transcript has 11 exons.